AUGAGCUUCGUGGAGCUGCUGGCCCGCCUGGGCGGGAUGGGCCGCUUCCAGAUGACCUACGUGGCCGCCCUGGCCAUUCCGCUGCUCAUGCUGGCCAGCCACAACCUUCUGCAGAACUUCACCGCCGGCGUCCCCGAGCAUCACUGCCGGCCUCAGCCCGCGGUCAACGACAGCGUUGGGGAUGUCCCACUCUUCGUCUCCAUCCCUUCCGACGGCCACCGCCGUCCCCAGCGCUGCCGCCGCUACGUGGAGCCCCAGUGGCACCUCUUGGAGGUCAACGGGACGGCCAACGGCACGGCCAACGGGGCGGCCACCGAACCUUGCCACGACGGUUGGACCUACCACGAUGGUAUCUUCGCUCACACCAUCGUUACCGAGUGGGACCUGGUGUGCGAGUCCAAGAAGUUGAGGCAGGUGGCCCAGUCCAUCUACAUGGCCGGGAUCCUCCUGGGGUCCGGCCUCUUCGGGGUCCUCUCCGACAAGUGCGUGGUCAAUCCGGAGCUGUACUGGGAGGAACUGGGAGGAACUGGGAAGGGGGAAAGGGGAGGGACCCCCCCCCACCUCACCCCCAACCCCUCAACCUUCCGCAUUGAGUGGAUCCCGACGGAAGCGCGGGCGGUGGUGGGCACCAUCAACGGUUACUGCUACACCCUGGGGCAGUUCGUGCUGGCGGCCGCCGCCUUCGGCCUCCCUCACUGGCGUUGGCUCCAACUCGUCGUCUCCCUCCCCUUCUUCAUCUUCUUCCUCUACUCCUGGCUCUUCGUGGAGUCAGCCCGGUGGCAAGUGAUUUCGGGGAGACCCGAUCUGGCCCUUAAGGGGCUCCGGAAAGUCGCCCGCGUCAACGGCAGGAAGGAGGAGGGGGACAAACUCAGCGAGGAGGUGACGGGGGCGCUGUUCUCCACCAGCUUCGCCUACUACGGGCUGGCCAUGGAUCUGCAGGGCUUCGGGGUGGACAUCUACCUGAGCCAGUUGAUCUUCGGGGCUGUGGACAUCCCGGCCAAGCUGGCCUCCGUGGUGGCCAUCAGCUGUGUGGGCCGGCGGGUGGCCCAAGGUGGCUCCUUGGCACUCGCUGGCAUCUGCAUCCUUGCCAACAUCAUCGUGCCAACGGAGCUGCAGAUGCUGCGCAUGGCCUUCGCGGUGAUUGGGAAGGGGUCGUUGGCCGCCUCCUUCAACUGCGCCUACAUCUUCACCGGAGAGCUCUUCCCCACCGUCAUCAGGCAGACGGGGAUGGGCCUGGGGGGCCCCAUGGCCCGCGUGGGUGGCAUGGUGGCCCCACUGGUGCGCAUGGCAGCCGACGUGACCCCGGUGCUGCCCCUCAUCAUCUAUGGGGCUGCCCCCAUCAUCUCCGCCAUCGCCACUUGCUUCCUGCCCGAGACCCGCAACGUGCCCCUGCCCGAGACCGUCAAGGACGUGGAGAGACGGUGAGGAGCUCCCCAGAGAAGCGUCCCCCCGAUGGACCCCGUCCCCACCAGAUCCCCUUUUUCUCCCCCCGAUCCUUUCACGGUUGACGGGAGGGGGAAAAUCGCCAUUUUUGGGCAAGAUUUCUUGGAGGAGCCCAAACGGGUUUGGGGAGAGAAGGGCCGAAGGUUUUGGGGUGGGAAGGGACGAAAGUUUUGGGGCGAGAAGAGUUGA
Molecule: messenger RNA, 1632 nt
Organism: Charadrius vociferus (killdeer)
Lineage: Eukaryota; Metazoa; Chordata; Aves; Charadriiformes; Charadriidae
Product: solute carrier family 22 member 6-like
Exons: 8
Biological process (GO): transmembrane transport
Cellular component (GO): membrane
Molecular function (GO): transmembrane transporter activity
Source: RefSeq, a predicted model, not a curated record